CGGCUCCGGCGGAGAGCGGGACUGCCCCGGGGCGGCGGCGAGAGCGGCUCCGAGUUGUCGGAGAGGGCAACGGGUGUGUCCGCCUCGUGUGUGCUCGCAUCGUGGGAAAGGCUUUCGCUUCAGCCAUUUGCGCUGCCCGAUUCACUUUGCGUCGGAUGUACGGUUUAUAUCCCUGCCGUCUGGUGACGACUUCGCUGGGAGAUCGGUGCUGCCGUACGGCUUUUGUGGUGAAUUUGGAUUAGCAUCUGCCGUCGACAAAAGAGUAGUUGUACGGCUUUUAUCUUUUGCUCUGUAAUCUUCUGAUAUCAUGGAGCCAUAUUUUGCUGGUUUUAAGCAGCAGGACUACGAAGUUACUCUUGAACUUGCAAGUGAGGAGAUUCAAAAAAAUAGAAAUGGGCAAAAUUCUAAGACAGGAUCUUACGGUGUCAGUAUUAGAGUGCAAGGAAUUGAUGGGCAUCCUUACAUAGUACUAAACAAUACAGAAGGGUGUUUGUCAGAAAAUCCUCCUCCUGGAAAGGAACAUCAGGUCAUUUCUCAGACUAUAAGCCAGUCAGUCACAGACUCCACUACUGCUUUUAAAUUAGAGGACAAAAACAGUGAACGCACAGAUUUUCCUGGAACUCAGCAUAUACAACCCCGUACAUUUAAAAGCCUGAAGAUAACCAAUCCAGAUGAAAAUGAAAGUGGAUUAUCAGAUUUUAAAGAUGGAGCAUUGAAAUCCUCCAACUUGUUAAACUUUCAAAGACAUCCUGAGCUUUUACAGCCUUAUGAUCCUGAGAAAAAUAACUUGAACUUGGAAAAUUGCCAGUCUUCUGUGUAUAGUAAAUCUGCAUCUUUUGCAAAUGAAGAUAAAACUGAAGUAAAGCCUUGGAUUUCUUCUUCUAAGAUCAUAUCCUUACAGAAAACAAAUACGUAUCUUGCAGAGUCAACCAAAGCAAAUUCAAAAAAAAUACAUUUGAACAGGACAGUAGACACAGAACACCAAAACAAGCAGGUGUUGGAUUGUCCUGGUAGCAUAAUCAGCUCCAGUGAGGUGGGUGUUUCAGAAUCGUUUUCAUCUACAGAAAGAUCCCCAUGUCUUAGUCCUGCUGCUUAUCCAGAAACAAGGAAGCCUAGACCAGACGUACUUCCCUUUCGCAGACAAGACUCAUCUGGGCCAGUGUUGGACUCACGAAGAUCAUCAUCUUCAUCAGCUACUCCCACUUCUGCAAAUUCAUUGUACAGGUUUUUACUUGAUGAUCAAGAGUAUGCGAUCUAUGCAGACAAUGUUAAUAGACACGAAAACAGAAGAUACAUCCCAUUUUUGCCUGGGACUGGUCGUGAUAUUGACACCGGUUCAAUUCCAGGAGUAGAUCAGCUAAUUGAGAAGUUUGAUAAAAAAGUUGACUCUCAUAAAAGAGGUAGGCCAGGAAAAAGGAAUAGAAUUCAUCCAGAUGAUCGUAAAAGGUCGAGAAGCGUUGACAGUGCCUUGUCAUUAGAGCUUGAAAUGAAUUCAGAUUAUUUGGGUGAAGUGAGUAAGAAUUUAGGUAAGUCAACUGAGCACUUGCUAAAGCCAUCUGAAGUUUGCUUCCAGAAGCAGUUAUCCAGAGAUCAGAAACCACCUUCCAAAGAAGUGAAAAUUUCUGCUCGAAGUAUUGGAAAGCUGCAGAUGCCUGGUAAAGACUCUCAGAACAGUCAUUUCACUUCUUUGCAGCAUCUUAAACAAAAUGGAGAUAAUACUGAGAGUUUCGUAUUUAGGUCAUCUACACUUCCAGGACAGAAAAAGAGAGAGGAAGCUGGAACAGUAACUUCUACUCUGUUGUUUCCAAAAAGAAUCACAAUUUCACCUGAUUCAGGAGCCAAAAAGAUUUCUUUAAAAACAUUUUCAUCCGUCCCUAAUAUACAGGCAACACCCGAUCUCUUAAAAGGCCAGCAAGACGUUGCACAUCAAACAAAUGAAGAGACUGCUAAGCAGAUACUUUACAAUUACCUUAAAGAAGGAAGCACUGAUAAUGAUGAUGCAACAAAGAGGAAAGUCAACUUGGUUUUUGAGAAAAUUCAGACUUUAAAGUCCAGAGCUGCUGGAAAAACGCAGGUUUCUGAUACUUCAGCUGAAGUGAAAGCAUUGGUGGAGCAAAAAACCGAACUUGAAAGGAGAGUGGAAGAACUGCAGAAAAAACUGGAUCUAGAAAUCACGAAUCAGCAAAAUUGCAAAGAGGAGAGAGAUGCUACACGAGCAAGCCUGCAAGAGCUUCAGCUCCGACUUGAUGAAAGUAUAAGUGAAAAAGAUGCCUUAAAAAAGAAGCUGGAAGAAAAUGAGAAGGAGCUCAGGCAAAACCUAGAAGAGCUUUUUCAAGUGAAGAUGGAGCAGGAAAAACACCAGACUGAGAUCAGAGACCUUCAAGACCAGCUCUCUGAGAUGCAUGAUGAACUGGAUAAUGCAAAACAUACUGAUGAACGGGAAAAAGAGGUUCUGAUUGAGGAGCUAAUGCAAAUGAAGCAGGAUCUGCAAGAAAUAUUAAUUGCAAAGGAUCAACAAGAAGAAAUUUUGAGAAAGAGAGAGCGGGAACUUACAGCUUUAAAAGGAGCACUAAAAGAAGAAGUAUCUAGCCAUGACAUGGAGAUGGAUAAGGUCAAAGAGCAGCAUGAUAGAGAAAUGCUAAAUCUGCAACAGAGCUUGGAGAAAGCAACGGAGAAUGCUGCUGUUCUUGCCAGUGAAAGAGAUGCUAUGGAAGAGUUACGAAAUAGUAUAGAAAAUCAAGUCAAAAAGCUGACUGAGGCAAACACACAGUUGAAGAGAACAGUUGAUGAACUAGAAACAAAAAAUGAAGAGUUGCACAAACAAUUUGAUAAUAUGAAAGGAGAAGAAAAUUCAAUGAAGGAAAAAUUAAAAAGAUUUAAGGAUGAAAAUCAACAAUUAGAAGCAGCAUUGAAAUGUGCUGAAAAAGAGGCAAAAGAAUUGAUGGCAUUAAAAACAUCUUUAGAAAGCCGACUAGAAAAUAUGCAGGAAAACAUCCAUUGUAUUUCACAGGAACGGCAGCAGUUAACCCAACAGUUAAAAGAUGAAACUCACCAGAAGGAACAGCUGGAGAAGAUAAAGAAUGAAAUGGAAAAUGAACGAUGGCAACUGAACAAGACGGUUGAAAAGUUACAGGAGGAGAUGGCUGAAAUGGUGGAGGCCUCAAGAACAUCUACUGUGGAGCUUCAGAACCAGCUUGAUGAAUAUAAGGAGAAAAACCGCAGAGAACUUGCAGAUGUGCAGAGACAAUUGAAAGAAAAAAACCUUGAGUUAGAAAAAUCACGUCUGACAACCAUUAGAAUGCAGGAUGAGAUGCGUCUCCUGGAAGAAAACUUGAGGGAUCACCAGAGAGCUCAAGAUGAAGCAAUAACAAAAACUCAGUUGUUAGAACAGACUGUGAAAGGCUUGGAGUAUGAACUGGAGGCCAAAAACCACCUGAAAGAUGACCGAGCAAGACAAAUCAAAUUAAUGGAGGACAAAUUAUCUCACCUGGAACUUGAGCUUGAUGAAGAAAAGAAUAAUUCGGAUUUGUUGUCUGAGAGGAUCAGUAGAUGCAGAGAACAGAUUGAACAAAUGAGAACAGAACUACUUCAGGAAAGAGCUACAAAGCAAGAUUUGGAAUGUGACAAGAUUUCUUUGGAAAGACAGAACAAGGACUUAAAGAGCCGAAUCCUUCACCUGGAAGGUUCUUACCGAUCCAGUAAAGAAGGACUUGUUGCUCAAAUGGAAGCAAGGAUCACAGAGCUAGAAGAACGACUUGAAAAUGAAGAGAGGGAUAGGGCUAAUUUCCAACUAAGUAACCGCAGACUUGAGAGAAAAGUGAAGGAGUUAAUGUUGCAAGUAGAUGAUGAACAUCUCUCAUUGACUGACCAGAAGGAUCAGUUGAGUUUGCGUUUGAAAGCAAUGAAGCGUCAAGUUGAAGAAGCUGAGGAAGAAAUAGACAGACUGGAAAGUGCUAAAAAGAAACUCCAGAGAGACCUAGAAGAGCAACUAGAUAUGAAUGAACAAUUGCAAGGACAGCUUAAUGCUGCAAAAAAGGAAUUAAGACGAAAGAAGUCACCAAGUAAAGUGCUGACUGAUUUUGAUGAUGAUGACGAUGAUGAUGAGUUCAGUACGGAUGGCGAUAGUCUCUGUGAAGCACCUUCAGGAAAUAACUUUUCAAAAGAUAAUGACUCAAUAAUAUAAAAUAAGUAUUGGCUCUGUGUUUCCUUUGAAAGUACUGGAAGAGUAACUUAAACUAUCAAAAAAUGGAUAUUUUAGAAGCCAAAUGCCAUAAAGGGAUGUAAGAUCUGGGAAUUUGAUGUUUCUGUCCAUACUGUGCCAUUUUCUUAUUUAGAUAUCUUCUGUUUAUUAUAGAAAAAAGAACUGUGUUGUAAAACAGCUAUAAAACAUGGUUAUAUAUAACUGCUACUGAAAACACAGGGAUAACGUUUUGCCUUGGAAUUGUGAUUUUGUUAAAAUUCUGUUUAAGUAAAGAGCCACUUGAAAGU
This is a messenger RNA of Phasianus colchicus (ring-necked pheasant), 4488 nucleotides long. It is a transcript of the gene CGNL1, whose product is annotated as cingulin like 1. Gene Ontology annotation, cellular component: myosin complex; bicellular tight junction. Gene Ontology annotation, biological process: protein localization to cell-cell junction. NCBI's taxonomy places the organism in Eukaryota, Metazoa, Chordata, Aves, Galliformes, Phasianidae. The record is from RefSeq and is a predicted model, not a curated record.